Molecule: messenger RNA, 6322 nt
Organism: Drosophila serrata
Lineage: Eukaryota; Metazoa; Arthropoda; Insecta; Diptera; Drosophilidae
Gene: Abca3
Product: ATP binding cassette subfamily A member 3
Biological process (GO): transmembrane transport; lipid transport
Cellular component (GO): membrane; intracellular membrane-bounded organelle
Molecular function (GO): ATP hydrolysis activity; ABC-type transporter activity; lipid carrier activity
Source: RefSeq, a predicted model, not a curated record
UCCCCAGCUGGCGUGACGUAAUAGAACCUUUUACGUAUUGUCGCUCUCGCUCUCCUGUCUCUCGUCUUUGUUGUUUUUAAAUUCGUUUCAUUUUGUUUGGCAUCUCCGGCGGCGUUAGAAGUGCAUUUUUCAUACGUAUUCUUUUACCGUGUGUUCGUGCGCGUGUGUCAGUAUCAGUGCGCUAAACAGCUGUUCGGAGAAGAAAAGAACAAAAUAACGGGUCAAGUGCGGUGCCACAUUAGUGAAUGAAUUGGUUGAACCAUGAACUUCUGAAUCCCCAAUGACGCAGCGAUAAAUGAAACAAAUAACAGCGCCCCUAUCAACUAAUUUUAAUCGAUUUUAAUGUUGACCUAGUCUAAAGCUAUAGCCAAAGCCACAACGAACAAAGCCUCGAAAUGGCCAAGGUAACAAAUUGGGAUAAAUUUGUGCUGUUGCUGUGGAAGAAUUGGACCCUCCAAUGGAACCACAAAUGGCAGAUGGUCAUCGAGCUGGUGCUGCCAGCAAUAUUCUCAUUGCUCCUGGUCCUGGUCCGCACCCUGGUUGACACGGAGCAGAUGGACACAAAGUACUAUACACAGCAGGGUCUCACAAAUCUAAGCCUGUUACAGCAUUCGUUGCAUAGUUCGUCCUACCUUGGCAAGCUUCUAGCGCUGAUUGCACCCAAUCGAAGGAGGAACACGCUGUCAGGGAGCAAAUUUCUAUAUGCGGUUUACUAUUCGCCAACAAAUCCGGUACUGGAAAAACUGGUCUCCGAGGCAUGGACGAACCUUCUGAUGUCCAACAAUUCGGUUUACGCAUCAGAAAAUGCUGCCCAACUGCAGUUGGAUGUGGUUGGCAAGAAUGCCUUUGCCGGCAUCCAAUUCGACGAUGCCUGGUCAAAUAUCACAAAUAUUGGGGAUUUGCCGCAGGAUUUUUAUUUCUCGCUGCGAUUUCCAUCGGAAUUGCGAACGGCAACGAUAGCGAUAGCAAACACUUGGCUAACAAUGCGACUCUUUCCCACCAUCGAUUUGACGGGGCCGCGUAAUGAGAAGGAUGAGGAUGGCGGUAUACCACCGGGAUAUCUACGCGAAGGAUUCUUGCCGCUGCAACAUCAACUAUCGAUGGCGUACAUCAGACAGAGAUCGGGGGAGCAAGAUCUACCGGAUGUGGUGAUGCAACGCUACCCAUAUCCGGCCUACAUCUACGAUCCACUGCUGGAGGGCAUGUCCUCAAUAAUGUCACUGAUUAUUCUGCUCAGCUUCAUUUAUCCCUGCACGUACAUUACCAAGUACAUCACCGCUGAGAAGGAGAAGCAGCUCAAGGAGGUUAUGAAGAUCAUGGGGCUGAGCAAUUGGCUGCAUUGGACCGCCUGGUUUGUCAAGUCCUUUAUUAUGCUUACCAUAUCGGCCAUAUUGAUUGCUAUUCUGGUCAAAAUCAAUUGGUCAGAGGGUGUGGCAGUGCUAACACAUGCCAAUUUCACAGCAUUGGUCUUCUUCCUCAUCAUAUACAUCAUUGCCAGCAUUUGCUUCUGCUUCAUGAUGGCCACCUUCUUUUCGAGAGCGAGCACAGCUGCAGCUGUCACAGGUCUAAUAUGGUUCAUUGCCUACAUUCCGUACUCCUUCACCAUCAAUACGUAUGACGACAUGAGCCUGGUCUCUAAGCUGGGCUGGAGCUUGAUCUCAAACACGGGCAUGGGCUUUGGCAUUAAGCUGAUAUUGGGCUUCGAAGGAACCGGCGAGGGCUUGCAGUGGAGUAACUUCUUCACUCCGGUAUCUGUGGAUGACACCCUGACUCUGGGAGCUGUGAUGAUUAUGAUGCUGGUGUCCUGCUUCAUUUGCAUGACCAUCUGUUUGUAUGUGGAGCAAGUGAUGCCGGGCAGCUUUGGUGUGCCACGUCCCUGGCACUUCCCCUUCAGCAGAGAGUUCUGGUGCGGCGAGCGGGAGUACACAGGUGUGGAGGAUAUACCCAAUGGAGGACCUGCGAGGGAGCAGAGGGAUCCCAAGGCCUUUGAAGCGGAACCGGAGGGCAAACAUAUUGGCCUGCAGAUGAGGAAUCUUAAAAAGCGUUUCGUUGCCGACAAAAUGGUGGUGAAGGGUCUGUCCAUGAAUAUGUUUGAGGAUGAGAUUACCGUGCUGCUGGGACACAAUGGUGCCGGCAAGACCACAACCAUAUCGAUGCUGACCGGCAUGUUUCCGCCAACGAGUGGCACAGCCAUCAUUAAUGGCAGCGAUAUUCGUACCAACAUCGAGGGCGCUCGCAUGUCCCUCGGCAUCUGUCCGCAGCACAAUGUCCUCUUCGAUGAGAUGAGCGUUUCGAAUCACAUUCGAUUCUUUAGUCGCAUGAAGGGUCUCAGGGGCAAGGCGGUGGAGCAGGAGGUGGCCAAAUAUCUGAAAAUGAUCGAGCUGGAGGACAAGGCGAAUGUGGCAUCUGCGAAACUCUCGGGCGGCAUGAAGCGCAAACUAUCCGUUUGCUGUGCCCUGUGCGGCGAUACAAAGGUGGUGCUGUGCGAUGAGCCCAGCUCUGGCAUGGAUCCAUCGGCUCGUCGCCAGCUGUGGGAUUUGCUGCAGCAGGAAAAGAUUGGACGCACUUUGCUAUUGACGACACAUUUUAUGGAUGAAGCCGAUGUCCUGGGCGAUCGCAUUGCCAUUAUGUGCGACGGUGAACUCAAGUGCCAUGGCACAUCGUUUUUCUUGAAGAAACAAUAUGGCUCCGGAUAUAGAUUGAUUUGUGUUAAACGCGACGAUUGCCAGACGAACGAGGUGACAGCCCUGCUAAACAAAUAUAUUCCUGGUCUAAAGCCAGAAUGCGAUAUUGGUGCAGAAUUAUCCUACCAACUGCCGGAUAGUGCGUCCGAUAAGUUUGAGGAGAUGUUUGGCCAGCUGGAGGAGCAAUCUGACGAACUGCAUCUUAAUGGCUAUGGCGUUGGCAUCACCUCAAUGGAGGAGGUCUUCAUGAAGGUGGGCGCCGAGAAGGAUAUUAGCGGCAACCUUAAGGAUGCAAGUGAGAUAAUGAAUGGCGGCACCGGUUACCAUCCGUCCGGUGAGGACAAUGACAACGAAUCAGUACAAUCCGAUGGUAUCUUCUCGGAGAAUCGACGCCUGCUUCAAGGAUUACAGCUACUGUCCAAUCAAUGGAAGGCCAUGAUUCUCAAGAAAUUCCUGUAUACGUGGCGUAACAAAUUACUCCUGCUCAUUCAGAAUAUAAUGCCCGUGUUCUUUGUGGUGGUCACCAUUCUGAUUAUAGAGACACAGGGCACGUUCCAGGAGCUGAAACCCAUCACCAUGUCGCUGACCCAAUAUCCCCUGGCUGUCACCGUACUGGAUCGUUCCCAUGCGACCAGCUCGAAUAGCUCUGGUGUUGCCAAUCAGUACGAGGCGCUGGCCAAGUCCUAUGGCAGGGAUUAUGCUCUCGAGGUGACGGGUAGUACUGACUUUACUAACUACAUCCUCGAGCUUGGCAAGACGAUUCAGGUGCGAAUCAAUUCACGCUAUUUGGUGGCCGCCAGCAUUUUUGAGAAGCAGAUUAUAGCCUGGCUAAAUAAUCAAGCCUUGCACACAGCUCCGCUGACCGUCAACAUGGUGCACAAUGCCCUGGCAAAGCAAUUACUCGGUGCAGAUGCCCGAAUUGCAGUGACGAAUGCCCCAUUGCCAUAUACUCCGAAUACGUUGCUCACGCAACUGAGCACGGGCAACAAUCUGGGCACCCAGCUGGCCUCCAAUCUGUGUUUCUGCAUGUGCUUUGUCAGUUCCAUAUAUAUCCUGUUUUUGAUCAAGGAACGUGAAUCGAGAGCCAAGCUUCUACAGUUUGUGGGCGGCGUUAAAGUGUGGACUUUCUGGCUUUCCCAGUUUAUAUGUGACUUUGCCACCUACAUUGUGACGGCUCUGAUUGUUGUGAUCACGAUCGUUUGCUUCCAAGAGGCAGGACUGUCCACCUUUCCGGAACUGGGAAGAUACUUUUUGCUGCUACUGCUUUUUGGAUUCUCCGUUCUGCCGUUUAUCUACAUCAUGUCGCUGUUCUUCAAGGAGCCAGCCACAGGAUUCGCCCGCGUCUCCAUAGUCAACAUCUUUUGCGGCAUGGCCUUGUUCAUUGUCGUUGUGGUAAUGUCCUCCGAUUUCUUUGACACAAAGGAUACGGCGGAUAUCUUGGGCUGGAUCUUCCGCAUCUUCCCUCAUUUCUCAUUGGCAAUGGGCUUGAAUAAGGUCUACACUAAUACGGCGACAAGGAAUGUCUGUGAGAAGUUUUCAGCAAUUCCGCCCAUUCUGAUCUGCGAGCUGAUACCACAGUGUUGCAAUAUCAAGCCAUAUUUUGCGUGGGAAGCGCCUGGUGUCCUGCCCGAAACUCUGUACAUGACUGUCACCGGCGUUGUCUUCUUCCUUGUCAUCAUCAUUUUGGAAUUCCGUCUGAUUGGUGAACUGAUGUUCAAGAUUCGUCAAAAGUUAUCGAAACCACCGCCGCCUCCACCUGAAGGCCACUUGGAUGACGAUGUGGCCCACGAGCGUGAGCGCAUCCUUCACAUGAGCUCCGAUGAACUGGCCGCUAAAAAUCUAGUCCUGGAUCGGGUCACCAAAUACUAUGGACAAUUCCUGGCUGUCAAUCAGGUGUCGCUCUGUGUACAAGAAGUGGAAUGUUUUGGUCUGCUGGGUGUGAAUGGAGCCGGCAAGACGACAACGUUCAAGAUGAUGACUGGUGAUGAGCGGAUCACCUCUGGUGCUGCAUAUGUCCAGGGUCUGAGCCUGGAAUCCAACAUGAACAGCAUCUACAAGAUGAUCGGCUACUGCCCGCAGUUUGAUGCUUUGCUGGACGAUCUGACGGGUCGUGAGGUAUUGCGCAUCUUUUGCAUGCUGCGCGGCGUCCAGGAGUCUCGCAUUAAGCAAUUGUCUGAGGAUUUGGCCAAAUCCUUUGGCUUUAUGAAGCACAUCGAUAAGCGCACUCACGCCUAUAGCGGUGGCAAUAAGCGAAAGUUAAGCACAGCGAUUGCUGUGAUUGGUAGUCCGUCCGUCAUUUAUUUGGAUGAGCCCACAACCGGCAUGGAUCCAGCGGCGAGGCGGCAGCUCUGGAAUAUGGUCUGUCGCAUUCGAGACUCUGGCAAAUCAAUUGUCCUCACCUCACACAGCAUGGAGGAGUGUGAAGCGCUGUGCACGCGUUUGGCCAUUAUGGUCAAUGGCGAAUUCAAGUGCAUUGGUUCCACGCAGCAUUUGAAAAACAAAUUCUCCAAGGGUCUCAUCCUCAAGAUCAAGGUGCGUCGCAAUAUGGAGGCAUUGCGGCAGGCGAGAUUAAGUGCUGGCUAUGCGAGAAGUCCGGAUGAGCCCACGGUUCCAGCACAAAUGGAGCAGCAGAAUAUUGAUGCCGUCAAGGAGUUUGUGGAACGCGAAUAUCCACAGUCCAUUUUACAGGAGGAGUACCAGGGAAUUUUAACGUUCUACAUUCCAUUAACUGGUGUGAAAUGGUCUCGCAUUUUCGGUCUGAUGGAGAGUAAUCGCGAUCAGCUAAAUGUGGAGGACUAUUCGGUUAGUCAGACAACGCUGGAGGAGAUCUUUUUGGAGUUUGCCAAGUACCAGCGCGAGGACACGCGUGCCAAUCAGUGAGCUAGCCUAACCCCUCCCCAAAACAAACAUCUUAGAUCCAGUGUUGCUAACACCACCUGGCUUAUAAGCGGGCUUCUCGGCUUUUUGGCUUCAUCCAUCUACCUACCUGUCGCAUCGCAAAACAAAUAUCAAAGACAAGCACCGAAGCACAGCUACACUUUCUUCUCUCAUACAACGACAGCACAGCAUAGCAUACUCCCCAAAAAUUUUAUUCUUAACGAUUUUAUGUUGUAGUUUGUGGCUAACCCAUACCAAGGCCUAAACCAUUUAAACGAGCUAACUUCGCCGCAUGCGUAGAUCACGUAGAAAAGCUAACAUAUGGAGUAUUUUAUGAUUUAUUUUUUCAGUGUGUCUUUUUGCUCCAAUUUCCCUAAGCUACUAAUGUUAACUUGUGUAAUGUUUGUUCUCUCUUUUGAUUCCCCUGAAAAAAAAUAUAUACAAUAUACUACCAGCAGCCUGUCCGAGUUGAGGAAGCUGUGCCAGUGCCUGCUAGCCAAUGAGUAUUGAGUACCUGUACGACAUGUUCCUCACCUGAACUAAUUACCUUCACUCACACACACAAAUGAUAAUGUUUUAUACAACGCCGAUGCCUCAGCAGAUAGUUUCUAAGCUCGAGACCAGACAAUAGAUAGCAGAGAUUAUGCCUUAUUUUCUUGUGAUCAUCUAGCAAAUUUACACAUUUAAGAAGAGAGAUUUGUAUAUUGUACUGUAUAAAUAUAUAUAUAUAUAUAUUUAUGUAUAUCUGGUUGACCUACACA